CCCAGCGCAACACCUGGGCUGGUCCUGAAGCUUCCAGCCACCAACCACUUGCCAGGGCCUUUCUGGAGUGACCAUGAAGUCGCUCUCCCUGCUCCUAUUCCUUUCUCUGCUCACAGACUGCAGGUCUCUCCCGGCGAGCACGGGGAAUCCCGCCGGCUUUAGGGAACUGGACUGUGAUGACCCGGAAUCAGAGCAAGCAGCCCAGGCGGCCGUGGACUACAUCAACAGCAACCGUCAGCUGGGCUACAAGCACACUUUGAACCAGAUUGACAAAGUGAAAGUGUGGCCUCGGAGGCCCACGGGCGAGAUCUACGAGCUGGAACUCGACACGCUGGAAACCACGUGCCACGCACUGGACCCCACCCCACUGGCCAACUGCUCUGUGAGGCAGCUGGCACAGCACGCUGUGGAAGGAGACUGUGACAUCCGGUUGCUGAAACAGGACGGCCAGUUUUCUGUGGUUUUUGCAAAAUGUGAUUCCACUCCAGACUCUGCGGAGGAUGUGCGCAAGGUGUGCGCGAACUGCCCGCUGCUGGCCCCACUGAACCACACCAAGGUGGUGCACGCCGUGGACGCCGCGCUGGCCGCCUUCAACGCUCAGAGCAACGGCUCCUAUUUUCAGCUGGUGGAGGCUUCCCGGGCUCAACUUGUGAAUGUCCCACCCUCUACCUAUGUGGAGUUUGCUGUGGCUGCCACCGACUGUGUUGCAAAAGAUGUCACAAACCCAGCCACGUGUAAUAUGCUGGCAGAGAGGCAAUAUGGCUUCUGUAAGGCCACGCUCACUGAGAAGGUCAAUGGGGAAGAUGUCGCUGUGACCUGCACAGUGUUCCAAGCACAGCCCCAAGUAGAUGCCGGGGCCUCCAACCCAGUGGUGGACGCAGCUCCGCCGGCACCUUCUCCAGCUGACCCAGCCCCGGCUGCCAUGGUGGUGGGACCUGUGGUGAUGUCAGUUCCCCCAGGACCUCCACUGCACCGGGCACACUACGACCUGCGCCAUUCCUUCUCCGGCUUCACUUCUGUGGAGUCAGCAUCAGGAGAAACGUUCACCAGGAUGAAGAAACCCAAGCCAGCUGUUGCUGGUCCAAUGGCUCGCCCAUGCCCUGGAAAAAUCAGAUACUUUAACGUAUAAAUGAAGGUCAGAGAUAAGAAUUUGGGGUGCUCAGAACAUAAUCCCUAUGUGCCCAGGUACCAGGAAACUUGUCUAAUGCCAGGGCGAGUGCUAACCGACUCAGAGGACAGAAGCAGAGGAAUGAAGGCUGAGUUUGAUGGAAAGCAUUAAGCUGACAACUUAGUUGUCAUUGUUUGGAUGCUUAACCAUCACUGUUGUGGUCUCUGCUUUCUGGGUGACCUGAACAGAUAAUUGGAACUGUAACUUUUAAAGGUGCUAUUUUCAAGUUUAUACCUGCUUAUUAAUAAAAGUGCCUGAAGAACCUUCCUUAAAAAGGUUCUAAGCUCUACAUGG
Molecule: messenger RNA, 1462 nt
Organism: Sorex araneus (European shrew)
Lineage: Eukaryota; Metazoa; Chordata; Mammalia; Eulipotyphla; Soricidae
Gene: AHSG
Product: alpha 2-HS glycoprotein
Exons: 7
Coding region: 74-1129 (351 amino acids)
Biological process (GO): negative regulation of endopeptidase activity
Cellular component (GO): extracellular matrix; blood microparticle; extracellular region
Molecular function (GO): cysteine-type endopeptidase inhibitor activity
Source: RefSeq, a predicted model, not a curated record